UCGUAAACAAAUGAUAAGAAGUAAUCAAGCGCAGCAGUAGAGGUUAGAUUUAGAUAAGAAAAUAUUUUUAGUAUUAAAAACACUGUAACCAACCAAUUAAAAGUAGAUUACUAUCUAAAUAUACAAAAAUGUUCGCCACAAUAGAGAGAAAUAUUGUAUUCUCUUGCCGGCUAUUGCACCGAGGUGUUCACAGCCAAUAUCUAAUAACAAAUGAGGCUAAUGGAACUAGAGAAAUAACACUCAACCAUGAGAAAACGAAAAAUUCUUUAUCAUUGGAUAUGAUGAGCCACCUCACAGAAGCAAUCAAUUCCAAUAAGGACGACACGUCACUGAGGGCUAUUGUUUUGUCUGCCAAAGGCAAUGUGUUCUCUGCUGGACACAACUUGAAAGAAUUACAAUCAAGUACUGGAAUCGAUCAACAUAAAUUGGUAUUCCAAAAAGCAACAGAGUUAAUGAAGUCGAUUAUUCAAAGCCCCGUCCCUGUUAUAGCGAAGGUGAAUGGAUUUGCGGCUGCAGCAGGGUGCCAGUUGGUUGCGACCUGUGAUAUGAUUGUAUGUUCAGACACUAGCAAGUUCUCUACACCUGGCGCCAACUUCGGUAUAUUCUGCUCGACCCCAGGGAUAGCUGUUGGUAGAUGUGUGCCGAAGUCUAGGGCUAUGUACAUGCUUUUAACAGGCUUGCCCUUAACAGCACAAGAAGCCUAUGACAGUGGACUCGUCACCAAAGUUGUCCCAGCUACCCAGCUAGACGAAGAAGUCAACAACGUUGUCGAAAGCAUCAAACACAAGAGCAGACGAGUCAUAGCGCUUGGAAAAGAGUUCUAUUACAAACAAAUUGAUAUGAAGUUGCUCGAUGCUUACGGUUUAGGUGAACAGAUAAUGGUGGAUAAUAUAAAUAUAGACGAUGGACAGGAGGGGAUUAAGAGUUUUGUUGAAAAACGUAAGGCCAGUUGGCACCACAAGUAGCCAUAACUUUUUCCUUGAGAUCGACCAUGGUACCAUCGGCAACACUAUUUAGUUGUACAUUUGUAAUCCUUAUUACAAGGGCAUGAAGCCUACCGAUGAUUAGUUAAGACUGUUGCUGUUAGUAACAUACGCGAAACAAGAAUAUGAAGCACAGGAAAGAAUUAUAUCAUUUAUUUUUGUAAAAGAUUUAUUAUUAAAAUUAACGCUUUUGUAUUGUUACCAGGGUAAAUUGGAAAAUAAAUUGUAGUAUCGCGAA
Molecule: messenger RNA, 1221 nt
Organism: Leguminivora glycinivorella
Lineage: Eukaryota; Metazoa; Arthropoda; Insecta; Lepidoptera; Tortricidae
Product: enoyl-CoA hydratase domain-containing protein 3, mitochondrial
Exons: 7
Coding region: 129-965 (278 amino acids)
Cellular component (GO): mitochondrion
Molecular function (GO): hydro-lyase activity
Source: RefSeq, a predicted model, not a curated record